AUGAAGCAUAAUAUAUCACAGUGAAUUGAAUUGAGAAUUUAAAGUUUUUUAAAAAGUAAACAAACCAAAAACACGUGAAGUUCAUGAGGAAUUUCAGAAAUAUUUAAUUAAACUAAAGAGAGAGCAUAAAUUAAAAGAUGGGAGUGACAAAACAGUAUAUGAGAUAUAAACCAACAUCAAUAUUCAACAUUAUAGCUAGUUCUCGUGCAAAUGGAACUUUCAUAGAAUUUAAUCAGACAUCAAAUGGCAGAUUCUGGGCUAAUGGAGCUGCUGAAAAUGUUCUUAUUUGGGAUCUUAGGACCGGUGAGAGAGUUGCAGAACUAAAUCGCGACAAAGAGGAAGUUACAUACUUAAAGUCCUUUGAGAACAAGCUAGCUGUAGGAUAUAGCGAUGGAAAUAUUGUAAUCUUCGAUCUAGACACAAGAACUAAUGAAUGCAUGUUCACGCCACAUAAAUCAGCAAUCUCGUGCCUCCAAUUUGACAAAAAUGGACUUAAUUUGCUGUCUGGAAGUUUAGAUACAGACUUAGUUGUAUCAGAUCUUGUUGAUCAAGCUGGAAAAUAUCGAUUAAGUGGACAUAGAGGUGCUGUUACAGAUUGUCACUUUCUAGAAAAUUACGAGAAUAUAGCAAUUUCAAGUUCAAAAGACAUGCAAAUUAAGUUUUGGAACAUUGAUACACAGUUUUGCUUUAAAACGAUUGUCGACAAUACAUCUGAAGUUUGGGGACUUGCAUUGCUCAGAAAUGAAUCAUUUUUGGUGACUGGAUGUAAAGAAACAGCAUUAAGAGUUUACAAACUUACAGAAAACAAGUCACACAAUGAAAAUAAGACAGUCUCAGAUUCAAGUAUGCUGUUAACUGAUGACGACUCAUUUAGUCCAAUUAGAUGUAAUUUCGUGGGAAUGAUUCAGAGAGCUGGAAGAGGUCGAACAGUGAAUUUAAUUACAGACAGUUUAGGACAAUAUUUAGCAUGUACAGGAACAGACGAUGAAAUUGAAAUUUUCUACUUUAAUUCAUCAGAAGAGUCCUUAAAAAAGUUGUCUAAAAGGCUCAAAAAACUUUCAGUCAAGAAAGAUGAGCUGAAUGAAGAUAGUAAGGAAAUAAGUCUAUCUGAUGAAAUUAAGAGAAUUGGAUCAAUCAAGACAAAAGAGAAAGUCAAGUCAAUAGACAUGAUUUCAAAUGCAACAGGUGAACUUCGUAUUGGUGCUGUUUUUGGCAAUAAUCUCAUCAGAUUAUACAGCAUUAAUUCAGCUCAAAAACAUCCAGAACCACUGCUUCUUAAAUCAAUUUCACAACAAGGACAUCACUCAGAAUGUCGAAGUGUCUCAUUCAGUUCUGAUAAUUUAGCAAUUGCAUCUGGAUCAGGUGAUUCAUUAAAAAUUUGGAAUCGAUCAUCAUUGUCAUGUUUAAGAACAAUUGAAACUGAUUAUAUCUUAUCAACAUGUUUUGUGCCUGGCGAUCGACACGUCUUGUUGGGUACGAAAAAAGGUGAUUUAAUAAUUGCUGAUAUUGUUGUUGGUGAAAUACUUGAAACAAUUCGUGCACAUGAAAAGGAACUGUGGAGUGUUAGUUUAGCACCUAAUUUAAGGAGUUGCGUAACUGGUGGUGGCGAUAAUACUGUCAAAUUUUGGUCAUUUGAAUUGAUUAAUGAUCCAAAUAAUGAAUCCAAUAAAGUCUUGUCAGUCAUUCAUAAAAAUACAUUGGAAUUAGAAGAGAAUGUCUUGGUCGCUAAAAUUACUCCAGAUAAUAAAUACAUCGUAGUAUCCCUGCUUGAUUCCACAGUAAAAAUCUUCUUUAUGGACUCAUUUAAAUUUUUCUUAUCACUUUACGGUCACAAGCUGCCUGUUUUAUGUUUCGACAUCUGCUAUGAUAAUCUCCUCAUUGCAACUGGAUCGGCUGAUCGUAAUGUAAAAAUCUGGGGCAUGGAUUUUGGUGACGUACAUCGGUCACUAUUUGCACAUGACGACUCAGUCAUGGCACUACAAUUUAUUCCUAAAACUCACAUGUUCUUUACAUGUGGAAAGGAUGGAAAGAUAAAGCAAUGGGAUGCAGAUUCAUUCAAUAAAAUUCUCACAUUGCCUGGUCACAUUGGUGAGGCAUUUGGAUUGACGAUAAGUCCAAAUGGACGAUAUGUAGUUACAUGUGGAUCAGAUAGAACUUUGAGAAUGUAUGAAAGAAGUGAUGAGCUUUUAGUUCUACAGGAUGUUGAGGAAGAGGAACGCGAAGAGAUUGAAAAUCGAGAAUUGGCAACAGGUGAAGAUUCAGCAGUUCCUGGAUUGCCUGGACUUAAUCUACCAUCGAAGAAAACUGUUGGUGCUGAAAAGGCAGCAGAAAAUAUUAUCGAAAGUCUUGAAAUUGGACGUAAAUUUGAUGCUGAAGAAAGUAAGGAAAUUCCUCCAAUUAUGCAGUUUUAUGAAGCUACAAAUUCGAAUGACUACUUGCUUGGUGUCUUUUCUAAAAUUAGAGCAAGUGAUUUAGAGGAAUCACUGUUAUUACUGCCAUUUUCUAAUGUCUGUGAAAUUCUCGAAAGACUUCCAAAAAUUGCAGAAUCACGAAAGGAUCAAAUUGAGUUAAUAUCAAAAGUUGUGCUGUUUCUCUUUCGCAUUCAUCACAAGCCAAUUGUCACAAAUCAAGUUCUCCUUCCGUCCAUCCAAAAGCUCAUUAAAAGCCUCGAAGAAUCAGUAAAGGAAGUUCGUGACAUGGUCGGUGAAAAUGUUCAUGCUAUGAGCUUAUUACAGCGACGAAUUGAAGGACAAGACAAAGUUGAACUGUUCAAGGAUGCAACGCGAGCGAGACGAGUCAGAAAUCAACGACAAAAGAAGCGACGAAUUGCUAAAAGAUUGCACAUGCAGAUUGCUGCUUAAAACUUUUAUGUUUUGGAUAUACGUUUAAUUUUUUUUAUUAAUUAAUAAUCCAUUGAAGUAAGAAUAAAAAGGAAUUAAC
This is a messenger RNA of Chironomus riparius, 2940 nucleotides long. NCBI's taxonomy places the organism in Eukaryota, Metazoa, Arthropoda, Insecta, Diptera, Chironomidae. The record is from the annotation of a GenBank genome assembly.